This is a messenger RNA of Glycine soja, 1831 nucleotides long. RefSeq names its product two-pore potassium channel 1-like. The record is from RefSeq and is a predicted model, not a curated record. Bases 169 to 1404 code for a protein of 411 amino acids. Lineage: Eukaryota; Viridiplantae; Streptophyta; Magnoliopsida; Fabales; Fabaceae. Gene Ontology annotation, biological process: potassium ion transmembrane transport; stabilization of membrane potential. Gene Ontology annotation, molecular function: potassium ion leak channel activity. The transcript is spliced from 3 exons. Gene Ontology annotation, cellular component: plant-type vacuole membrane.
ACGAAUUACAUUUGUUGUUAUUGUGAUGGGUUUGUUUUCCUUUUGGCUUCUUAGUUCCACACAUGUCUUUCUUUUACAAGCUCGAUUCCUACUUGAUCGGAAUUACCACUGCAUAUUGUUUCGUUUGAAUUCUCUUUUGCCUGUUAACUUGUUGUUGAUUAGUCAUCCAUGACCUUUAAGUUUUGCAGAUUUAUUCUCUGUAAAAAGUGUGUUAGUGUUAGAUUGAACUUGUGUUGCACUGUUGCUAUUUCUGGAAAUCUAAUGCUCCUUGACAAGAACUGCAGUUGGAUAAGUCCUCCACACGAUCAACCUUUAAGUCCUAUAUUGCUGAUCCUUGUUUCUAAAUUCCUCUGCAUGGCCAACAAUGGUGCAAAGGAUCCCUUGCUGUCAGGAUCACUUGAUGCGACUCAAAAGACUAAACAGCAGUUAUUAAACAAGAGAAGGCUCCUCCGUUCUAGAAGUGCUCCUCACGCAGAGCUUGUUCCUACAGAGACAAAUUGCAAUGAAUCAAUUCCUCGUACUGCAUCCAUAUUUCAGAAUUUGCAUCCAAGUUUUAAAAGAAUGGCUAUCUACCUUGCAGUCUAUUUAGGUGUAGGUGCUUUAAUCUUCUACCUUGUCAGAAACCAGAUUAAGGGGCAGAAAACAGAUGGAAUUCUUGAUGCUUUAUACUUCACAAUUGUGACAAUGACCACUGUUGGAUAUGGAGACCUUGUGCCAAAUAGCCACCUUGCAAAACUACUUGCAUGUGCUUUUGUUUUCUCUGGGAUGGCAUUGAUUGGACUAAUUGUAAGCAAAGCAGCAGACUACUUAGUUGAGAAACAAGAACUUUUGCUAGUUAAAGCCAUGCGCAUGCACCAAAAAAUUGGUUCAACUGAAAUUUUAAGGGAGGUUGAGACCAAUAAAACAAGAUACAAAUUAUUUCUAGUCUUUUCCCUUCUUUUGAUUCUCAUCAUCGUGGGGACAAUUUUUUUGGUCACAGUUGAGAAAUUGGAUGUUAUAGAUGCAUUCUACUGUGUUUGUUCUACAAUUACAACACUGGGUUAUGGGGAUCAAAGUUUCUCAACUCAAGCAGGAAGAAUAUUUGCUGUGUUUUGGAUAUUGACAGGUACUAUUACUUUAGCUCAGCUUUUCGUCUACAUUGCUGAACUAAACACUGAAAUCAGACAAAAGGAACUUGUCAAGUGGGUACUUACAAGGAAAGUGACCAAUUUAGAUUUGGAGGCUGCAGAUCUUGAUGAGGAUGGGACUGUUGGGGCUGCGGAAUUCGUUAUUUAUAAGCUCAAAGAGAUGGGGAAGAUUAGUCAAGAAGAUAUAUCACUUGUGAUGCAGGAGUUUGAACAGCUUGAUGUUGAUGAUUCUGGCACACUAUCAACUUCGGAUAUAACACUUGCUCAGUCAUCUUAGACCAACACAUUAACAUUGCACCAAGUUGGUACCGAGUGUUCCUAUUUUUCACUUUGAUCACGUAAUGCACACCAUAGCAGAACUUUGAUGAGCAUGGAAAGUCUGAAAUUUCUUGAAGGGAUUGGCGUUUAUUGGUCAGUCUCAUACUAUCGAUUUGUUGACUACUUGAUCAAGGAGCUUCUUAUGCAUAUCAUGUAAGUAUAUAAGCUUAAAAGUUUAAGCUUCAGAGUCUUUUGUAUUUAACUGCUUAAAAUACAUAGAUGAAAUCGGAACAUUCAGUUCAAAGCACAUUACUUGAGUUUAGGAUGAGUCACACAUGGUUUCUGCAUUGACCAAGAUGCUUGGAAUCCUUGGAUGUGUGUUGGAAACAUGAUUCUAAAUUGUGGACUCAAGUCUCAUUGAAGCAUUUGGAAGUAGUUUUUCAUCA